AAAGAGAGCGUCGACCUCCCCCACCUCGUGGCUACAUGUUUUCUCUGCUAAGUCGUGUCGUCAUCGGGCAAGUAACUUUGCAAGUCAGAGCAUAACAGACGAGAUUCUCUUGUAGAAAACAACAACAAUAACCGUGGAGUGCUUCUCAAAAUGAACAUUGAAUUGCCAAAAAACGAUAACAACGACAAUCGUUGUACUGCGUCAUCCCAUUCUACGGAUCUUCUCUUAAAUUCGAAUUCCACAGAGGCGUUUAGCGAGAAACCAGUAGAUGAUUCGAACAUGUUGAAUAAUGUUGCUGACAAUGGUGUUACCGACAAACAGAAAGAGGAUUCACGAGAAAAAAUCGACUUCAAAGUAAUAUGCAAUAAAAAUAAGAUUGAUGUCACUUUCCCACUGGAUGGGACUAUCGCUGAGUUGAAGGACCAUCUGCAGAGCAUUGUAUCAAUACCAACCAGUAUGCAAAAGAUUUUGAUUAAGGGAAUUGCCAAAGAUAAUCAAACUCUGAGAAGUAUAGGUGUCUCAAAAGGUGCCAAAGUUAUGGUUGUAGGAUCAAAAAUAGAUGAUGUGUUAGCAGUUUCAGUACCUACAAAGUCAGAUGCAACAUUCGAUGAUGUAGGUGCAACGGCUACUUCUAAAGAGCCAUUGUCACAACAGAAAUUACACCGAAAAAUUCUUGAUAAGGGAAUCCCAGAUGAUGUGAUGCCAGGGAUAUUAGAUUCACAGGAACCACUUCCUGACUUCCCUUUGUCUGGUAUGUUGAAUAAAAGUGGAGGUAAAGUUAGACUGACAUUCAAGUUGGAACAAGAUCAAUUGUGGAUAGGCACAAAAGAGAGAACAGACAAAAUACCAAUGACGUCUAUUAAAGAUGUUCAAAGUGAACCUAUCCAUGACCACCCUGAAUAUCAUAUAAUGGCCAUACAACUGGGUACAACAGAUGCAUCCAAAUAUUGGAUCUACUGGGUUCCUUCACAAUACGUUGCUGCAAUCAAAGAAGCUGUACUUGGCAAGUGGUGUUUCUUCUGAUCACGUGUUAGUGAAUGUUAAUAACAAUUAUUGUUCAUUCUUUCUUGGUUUCAGCGUAAUCUCGUGUAAACAUCGAGACAAACGACUAGUCAAGCAUUUUUUAAAUGUCGAGUUAAUACUUUAACGAUCACGCGCAUUAAUCGUACGUAAAAAUACGAUAUCAAACCUUUUUCACGUAGCAAAAGUAUUUUUUUUUUUUUUUUCAAUUUUCCUAACUCUCAAUGUGUCUUCAAUUUUAUACGAACUAUAAAUGUUUUCAAGCAGUGUCACGCAUUACCAUAUCUAUAUAAAAUACGAUAAUUUAACAUCUUACAUCGAAAAUAUUUCAUGAAAAUCGCAACUUGUUGAAAAUAAACGAUACGUAAUCAUGAAUAUUUGAUUAUUAAAAGAAUAUAGAAUAUUAUAUAAGAUCUCGAAAAAUAUGUAUAUGUUGCAAGACUAUGUAUUGCAUUUGUCUAUUGAGUCUUGUAUACUACAGGGAGAAUCAGUUUAGUCAAUAGCACCAGAUGGUAUAAACUGUAACAUUGAGCUCAUAGUAGAAUACAAUGCUUUGUGAUAUAUAUAAAAUGACAAGAAAACACAUCUCGCCGUGUUAUGCUCUUGUCGAGCGCAUUGUACGAUCCAUUUUUUGCGAAUUUAUGUCAGUGGCAAUCGAUGUCAUAUGCUACGAUCGUUGGUUGAAUAAUAAAAAAGAACGAUAAUAUACUAAGAAAGUCAAUGUGCAGUUUACAAAGCAAUUGCAGCACAAACUUAAUGCAACUUCUAAAAAAAUUUAAUCAUUCUUUUUUGUAAGUUCUAUUGUUACAAUUUGUAAUGACGUUUUGUACAAUCUACUGAGAAGUAGGAGGAAUUUAAAAACCAUUCUCACAAUUAGAAUUUUAAUCGUUUGCUAAAUCUAUUUUAAUGUCGCCGUAAUGUUUUUAUAAAUUAUAAAAAAAUAUUAUGAUCCAGGCUGAUUUUACGCUGAAUUAUUCAUCUAAAAAAAAAUCUUAAAAUCUUUGCAUGUUAAUUUGAACGAUCGAGAAAAAGGAGAGUUAAAAUGUGAAGUAUUGUUAACAAUAGACUUGAAUUUCGUUUAUUCAUCGUCCGAUAAAAUAUGUUAACUAAUAGAGGAUUAUUUAAAAUAUUUUAAUGGAACAAUUGUUUGCACUAUAAAUAACGCACAAGAAACUUUUUUUUCGAAGUUUUAUGAUUAUAAGAAUGAAAUGUUAUAAAUAAAUAUUGAUUAUAAACAUUUGUCUGAGGAAACUUUCUUGAACAACGAUCAUUUUAAAAACCCAGCAGAAAUUUGAGUAAAGCGAAGGCCCUUUUGGGGAAAGAGGCGGUAUAUAGCCCGCAGCGAAACAUCCCCCUGCGCCGCAUGAUAUUCCAAUCUCAUGAAACUCGCAUCUCGCGCUCGCUCCACCCUCGCGCGCACGCAUCACAGAAAAAGACAGGAAAUGGCUCGUUGGAGAAAAGAGCGAGUAGUAAGGCGUGUGCUAACGUAGCAGCAGCCUGCCAUUGAAUCGAGAAGAGGAGCGGCGCGCAGAUGUAACUUGGACGCCUCGUCACGCUCUCGCUUGGACGCUCGCUGCGCUUCUGUUUUCACGCCACUGAGAUUCGAUUGACAAUCACGGUGGGCAUUCGAACCAAGUGCUCGGCUGCUAGCUGAUCGAGACCGACGCCGAGGGCAGCCAAGCACGAGGACGCAGCCGCAGCGAGGGCCGAGAAAUGCGGGCCGGUCGCGGCGACUGAGUGCUGCAGGCGUCGCGCGCGACCCCAUGAAUCGCCGUCGGCGGGCAGCGUCAAUCGGCCGCCGACAGCGCCUGCCGGAGAUGUCAAGGAAGAG
Messenger RNA from Phymastichus coffea, 2851 nucleotides. RefSeq names its product ubiquitin domain-containing protein UBFD1. The transcript has 6 exons. The coding region runs from base 151 to 1023 and encodes 290 amino acids. Gene Ontology annotation, molecular function: RNA binding; cadherin binding. Lineage: Eukaryota; Metazoa; Arthropoda; Insecta; Hymenoptera; Eulophidae. The record is from RefSeq and is a predicted model, not a curated record.